AUGAACUCAGAAUACGAUUAUCUCUUUAAACUACUUCUUAUUGGUGACUCUGGUGUAGGAAAAUCAUGUCUCUUGCUUCGGUUUGCAGACGACAUGUUCACCGACAGUUACAUUUCCACCAUUGGGGUUGAUUUUAAAAUUAGAACAAUAGAAAUUGACGGCAAGGCAAUAAAGUUACAAAUCUGGGAUACAGCUGGACAGGAGCGUUUCAGAACAAUCACAUCUUCGUAUUACCGUGGUGCCCAUGGAAUAAUUAUUGUGUACGAUGUGACAGAUCAAGGCAGUUUUGACAACGUUAAACAGUGGUUACGUGAAAUUGAUCGUUAUUCAGCCGAAGGGGUCAGUAAACUGUUGGUUGGUAAUAAGAAUGACAUGCUUGAUCGAAAAGUUGUGUCUACAUCAACAGCAAAGAGUUUGGCAGAGUCUUUGGGACUACCACUACUGGAAACUUCUGCAAAGAGUGCACUCAAUGUAGAACAAGCAUUCUCAAUUAUGGCUAGGCAAAUUAAGGAUCGUGUGGGUCAAUCGGUGGCUCAACCAAAUAAUUUAAAUACUCUCAGAGUUGGUCCAGGAGUAUCGAUUCAACAGCCAAAUCAGACUACUCCAGCAGGAUGUUGCUAG
Molecule: messenger RNA, 621 nt
Organism: Phycomyces blakesleeanus NRRL 1555(-)
Lineage: Eukaryota; Fungi; Mucoromycota; Mucoromycetes; Mucorales; Phycomycetaceae
Exons: 5
Coding region: 1-621 (206 amino acids)
Biological process (GO): regulation of exocytosis; protein secretion
Molecular function (GO): GTP binding; GTPase activity
Source: RefSeq, a predicted model, not a curated record